GGCAAAAUCAAUCGCCGGCCGCCAUUAAAAUCAUCAUCCUCCAAGCUGAUUUCAUACUCAAGUUAUCCCAAAUUCUUCAUAUUUAUUGCUUCUAUCAUCAUCUACCCUUGCUUUUUCAAUUCAAUUUUCCACGUCUCCACUUCCUCAUCAAUUUAAUUCAAUUCAAUUUCAAUUAGGGCUUCUCAUGUUUAUCAGAUGAUGUUUUCCAAUCGAUACAGACAUAUAAGUAGAUCGAAGAACGGAUUAAGAGAAGUGGGAAGCAAUGAACAAGAUAGAAAGAGCGCAUCAGAUGUACAGGGAUGGUAAGUACGAAGAAGCCCUAGGGUUUUAUACGGAAGCUCUUUCUAUAGCUAAGACUAACCCACAAAAGAUCGCACUCCAUAGCAAUCGAGCCGCCUGUUUUCUCAAACUCCACCAUUUCAAAAAGGCAGCAGAGGAAUGUACUUCAGUUCUCGAGCUUGAUCAUGAGCAUACGGGUGCUUUGAUGUUGCGGGCUCAAACACUGGUUACGCUCAAGGAGUACCACUCUGCAUUAUUUGAUGUAAACCGGCUCAUUGAGUUGAAUCCUUCGUCAGAAGUGUAUCAAAAUCUCGAAGCCCGUUUAAAGACACAAUUGUCUCUUGCUCCAAUACCCGAGGCCGAAGCCGAGCUAGAAGAAGAAGAUGAUGAGGAAGAUGAACAAUGUGCUUCAGUAGGAGUAGCUGGAAAUGAUAGCCACGACAUAGCAGGACCUGCGCCCAAGACUGAGGUGAGCAACCCGCAAAAAAGCGUAGUAAAUACCGUCUCUACCCCUCAAACACAAAGCCUAAUCAAGGAGGAAAUUCCGAAGCCGAAAGGGCAUUCUCGUCUCGAUUACUCGAGGUGGGACAAGGUUGAAGAUGAUAGCAGUGAAGAUGAUGAAGACGAUGAUGAAGAUUCUCAACCGCAGUAUCGGUUUCGUGUAAAGAAUAUCGGUGUAAGGUCGGUAAAGUAAAAGUAUAAAAGCAUAGUAUAUUUACUAUUAUACCCCUGGCCAUCAACCCUUUUCAUAUGGUGAAAUGGAGGAUGAAGGUGAGAUUAUAUCUUGUAGUCUUGUACAGUUUGAUUGGUGAGCAGCAUAAAUGAUGAAAUUCUUCAUGAAUUCAGCUUUGGUGGUAAACUGCUGUUAUGUUGAUUUUUUGACAUUCAUUUGUGAAUAAAGUUGUAUGCAUUCCUAUAA
This is a messenger RNA of Cynara cardunculus var. scolymus (artichoke), 1198 nucleotides long. RefSeq names its product protein unc-45 homolog A. NCBI's taxonomy places the organism in Eukaryota, Viridiplantae, Streptophyta, Magnoliopsida, Asterales, Asteraceae. Gene Ontology annotation, molecular function: protein binding. The transcript has 4 exons. Bases 263 to 973 code for a protein of 236 amino acids. The record is from RefSeq and is a predicted model, not a curated record.